UUUACCACAAUUAUAAUUUUGCUAUUUCCAAAAUAAGUUAUUAAUUACAAAAAAUGGUUGAUAAUAAGCAUGGUAUGCGGGCUGUUAUCCUUGUCGGGGGAUUUGGCACUCGACUUCGUCCCCUUACAUUUACGGUGCCUAAGCCAUUGGUUCCUAUGUGUAAUAAGCCCAUGAUUAUUCAUCAGGUGGAGGCCCUCAAGAAAGCUGGAGUCACAGAAGUGAUUCUCGCUGUUUCCUAUCGUCCCGAUAUUAUGAGAGCUGAGAUGGAUAAAUGGGCACACAAGAUCGGUGUUUCGUUUGUGUAUUCUGUUGAAAAUGAACCAUUAGGUACUGCUGGACCCCUUUCACUGAUACGCGAAAUUCUUAUGCAAGAUGACAAUCCCUUCUUUGUUCUCAAUUCGGACGUCGUAUGCAAAUUUCCACUUGAGGAUUUCCUUAAAUUUCAUAUAAAACAUGGUAAAGAAGGAAGCAUCAUGGUUACCAAAGUCAAGGAUUGGGAUAAGUACGGCGUGGUGGUUUAUGAUGCAAAAACAUCCUGUAUCGAAGGCUUUCUUGAGAAACCUAAGCAGUUUGUUGGUGAUCACAUUAAUGCUGGUAUUUAUAUUUUUAAUAAGAACAUGCUUUCACGCAUUCCACAGACACGAGCUUCCAUGGAAACGCAAAUUUUUCCUAAUAUGGUCCUCGACAAUCAACUUUGUGCGUAUAACCUAGAGGGUUUUUGGAUGGAUAUUGGGCAGCCUCACGAUUUCAUUAUAGGUAUGGGCAAGCUUUUACCCUUCCUGAGUGAAACUACUUACAAAACGGAGGAAGCCCACAUUGAGAAAACGCGUGACGGGUCAAAGCUUGGUUUUAAGGUUCUUGGGAACGUGUUAAUCGAUCCCACUGCUACAAUUGGUGCCGGUUCCGUCAUUGGACCGAACGUUUCGAUUGGUUCUAACUGCAGGAUCGGCCCUUUCUGCCACAUUCAUUCUGCGGCGAUCUUUGAUAAUACAACUAUUGGAGCCGCUUCAGUAAUUUCACAUAGCAUCAUUGGCUGGAGCAAUCGUAUUGGCAACUGGUGCCAUGUGGAGAAUGACUCCGUUCUUGGUAAUGAUGUCGAAGUGAGCGAUGAUGUUAUUGUAAAUUGUGUAAAGGUACUUCCUAACAAAGCAAUAUCAGUAAAUCAUUUUGAGCCUGAAAUAUUAAUGUAAUCAAAAACAACAACAGUGUUGUAAAUUGCGAAUAUAGCGUGUUUUCCUAUGAAACGAGAAUACGCAAUGUAUUUGAAUGACGUCAAAAGUAAUUGAUUUAAUAUGAACCAAUCAGCGUAUGUAUCUUUUAGAUGCCUUCAUUAUUCGGUGUUUUCCCAUUUGCUAAUUUAUUUUGUUUACAUUUACAAAAAAAUCUAUAUUUUAUAUUGUUGCGUGCCUGUGGCUCGUUUAUAUUUGAAAAAAUGGUUGUGAUAUAAUUAAAACUAUUGAAAAAUGAAAACGUUAUAAAACAUUUAUUUUUCUUAAUGACUAUCUUUGCCUAUUAGUUUUUUCCACUUUUUAUGGUAUAAACUAUUGAUUUUUGUGCAUGGGCUUGAAGUAUCCAUUUAUCUAUCUAUCUAUCUAUAUAUAUAAGUAUAUAAAUCGAUAGAUAGAAGGAGAGAGAGAAAGAGAGUGAUAAAUAUAUAAGAUUUUUUAUGACCUAAAAA
Phytomonas sp. Hart1 is the source of this 1678-nucleotide messenger RNA. The record is from the annotation of a GenBank genome assembly. NCBI's taxonomy places the organism in Eukaryota, Euglenozoa, Kinetoplastea, Trypanosomatida, Trypanosomatidae.